AUGGUCGGUUUCGCGGGCCUCCUAGGCAGUGCCUGGCUUCUCCCCGUGGCUUAUGGGGCGAGCCAGACGGCAACCGCGGCCUAUUCCCAGUACACCAUUCCUGCCUCUGUCGAUGUCGGUGCAAACCUGAUUGCCAACAUCGAUGACCCGCAGGCUAUCAAUGCGCAGUCUGUUUGUCCCGGUUACAAGGCCUCGAAUUUGCAGAACACAACCCGAGGCUUCACGGCCAGUCUCGCGUUGGCUGGCGAGCCCUGCAAUGUCUAUGGUACCGACGUUGAUUUUUUGACCCUUUCAGUGGAAUAUCAGGCAGCGGACCGGUUGAGCAUCCAGAUCACCCCUAGCCACGUCGAUGCGUCGAAUUCAUCUUGGUACAUUUUGCCAGAGAACAUUGUUCCUAGACCCAAGGCUUCCUCAAACGCAUCUGCCACUCAAAGUGAUCUCUUAGUCUCUUGGUCCAACGAACCCUCCUUCAACUUCAAGGUGGUCCGGAAAGCUACCGGUGAUGUACUCUUCAAUACUGAGGGGUCUGUGUUGGUCUAUGAAAACCAGUUCAUCGAAUUCGUUUCUUCUCUGCCUGAAGACUACAACUUGUACGGUUUGUCAGAACAUGUCAACCAGCUAAGGCUGCUGAGAAAUGCAACCUUAACGGCAUGGGCUGCCGAUGCAGGUAAUCCCAUUGACAGCAACAUCUAUGGAACGCAUCCUUUCUAUCUAGACACGAGAUACUACGAAGUGGACGAAAGUGGAGCUCAUACCCCCGUCAAGGAAGGCGAAACCGACCCUUCCAAGGAAUAUGUCUCCUACUCUCACGGAGUGUUCUUGAGGAAUGCACAUGGCCAUGAGGUUCUUUUGCGUCCCCAGAAUGUGACAUGGCGUACUUUGGGGGGAAGCGUCGACUUGACCUUUUACUCUGGCCCUACCCAGGUCGACGUUACCAAGAACUAUCAAAUCAGCACCAUUGGACUACCCGCGAUGCAGAAAUACAACACUCUCGGUUUCCACCAGUGCCGCUGGGGAUACAACAACUGGACAGAUCUUGAAGAUGUUGUGUCUAACUUUGAAAGAUUCGGCAUUCCUUUGGAAUACGUUUGGCUUGACAUUGAUUACAUGAAUGGCUACCGUGAUUUCGAAAACGACCCCAUUCGCUUCCCUUACGAUGAAGGCGAAAAAUUCCUGGACAAGCUGCACAAAGGAGGCCGUAACUUUGUCCCUAUUGUUGACUCAGCUAUUUAUAUCCCAAAUCCCGAGAAUGCAUCAGAUGCCUAUGAGACCUACAACAGAGGCGCGGCGGAUGAUGUCUUCAUCAAGAACCCUGAUGGCAGUCUCUACAUCGGAAGCGUCUGGCCUGGCUAUACUGUUUUCCCUGAUUGGCAUAAUCCUAAGGCAUAUGAAUUCUGGGCCAAUGAGCUUGCUCUCUGGUGGCAGAAGGUGAAAUAUGAUGGAAUCUGGAUUGAUAUGAGUGAAGUUGCUUCUUUCUGCAUUGGCAGCUGUGGAACCGGCAAUUUAACAAUGAAUCCGGCUCAUCCACCCUUUUUGCUUCCUGGCGAGCCUGGAAAUAUCGAUUACGUUUACCCAGAAGGGUUUGAGGUGACCAAUUCGACCGAGGCAGCCUCUGCCUCCGCUGCCUCCUCCAGCCAAGCCGCUGCUACUGCAUCAUCAACUGAAACGACUUCCGUUCCCUAUCUCCGGACAACACCAACCCCGGGAGUCCGUGACGUUAACCACCCUCCUUAUGUGAUCAAUAAUGUGCAACCUGGUCAUGAUCUUGCUAUCCACGCCAUCUCUCCAAACUCUACUCAUAUCGAUGGAUAUCAGGAGUACGAUGUGCACAACCUUUGGGGACACCAGAUUCUCAAUGCCACCUACCAGGGAUUGCUCAAGGUUUGGUCUGAAAAGCGACCGUUCAUUAUCGGUCGCUCCACCUUUGCAGGUUCUGGAAAAUUCGCGGGCCACUGGGGCGGAGACAAUUACUCCAAAUGGGGAACUAUGUACUUCUCUAUCUCCCAGGCCCUAUCCUUCUCGCUUUUUGGCGUUCCUAUGUUUGGCGCAGAUACUUGUGGUUUCGCUAACAAUACUGAUGAAGAGCUCUGCAAUCGUUGGAUGCAGCUAUCGGCCUUCUUCCCCUUCUACCGGAACCACAACGUCCUGGGAAGUAUCCCGCAAGAGCCUUACCGGUGGGCAUCUGUCAUUGAGGCCUCAAAAUCUGCUAUGAGCAUCCGUUAUGCCAUUUUGCCCUACUUCUACACCUUGUUUCAGCUCGCCCAUACCACUGGAUCUACUGUUAUGCGGGCGCUCGCAUGGGAAUUCCCCAACGACCCCUCGCUCGCAGCUGUUGACAAUCAAUUUCUUGUCGGUCCUUCUAUCAUGGUCGUUCCGGUUCUCGAGCCACAGGCAGAUACUGUUAAGGGUGUUUUCCCCGGUGUGGGUGCUGGUGAAAUCUGGUACGACUGGUACACGCACACAGCCGUCGAUGCGAAGCCCGGUGUCAACACCACGAUUCCCGCACCACUGGGCCACAUUCCUGUCUUUGUGCGUGGUGGCAGCAUUCUACCCAUGCAGGAACCGGCCUUGACGACUCGGGAUGCCCGCAAAACGCCCUGGGCUCUCCUGGCUGCCCUGAGCGGCAACGGAACCGCGUCCGGUCAGCUUUACCUGGACGAUGGAGAGAGUAUCAACCCCAACGCCACUCUCAAUGUCGAUUUCAAGGCUGCCCAAUCUAGCCUUAGGGCUUCGGCCCAGGGAAACUGGAAGGAGACCAAUCCUCUGGCAAACGUUACCUUGCUGGGUGUGACCAAGGCUCCCUCCAACGUGACUCUCAAUGGCCUCAAGGUUCCUUCUAGCCUUGUCGAGUAUAACUCCACCUCGCAGGCUCUCUUUGUGGGAGGCCUACAGAAUCUGACGGCGGGCGGUGCCUGGGCCAAGAAGUGGGUGCUGAAGUGGUAG
Molecule: messenger RNA, 2943 nt
Organism: Aspergillus wentii DTO 134E9
Lineage: Eukaryota; Fungi; Ascomycota; Eurotiomycetes; Eurotiales; Aspergillaceae
Product: glycoside hydrolase family 31 protein
Exons: 4
Coding region: 1-2943 (980 amino acids)
Biological process (GO): carbohydrate metabolic process
Molecular function (GO): carbohydrate binding; hydrolase activity, hydrolyzing O-glycosyl compounds
Source: RefSeq, a predicted model, not a curated record